UGAAAGUGGCGCUUUGAAGUUGUUGCGCUGCCGCAAAGAUAAACGCUUCUCUGAUGAAGAAUAUGUCAAGAUUCUCAUGAGACUUCACGCGACAUUACAUCUGAAGCCUUUAUGAACAGCGGAACAUUCGCGAAAGUCUCUCUGAGGCAACAGAAAUGAUUUACAUCGCAAACACUGGAUGAGUUGUAUCUGGGAAUGACUGUUAUUUUUAAUAUCAAAGGCCCUUAUUGUGAAUGACUGAAGUCAUCAUGGCUUACUGGAUCCAACUAAAUUGGAGAAUCUGGUUGUUGGUUCCACUGGCUCUGGGUCAUCUUGCUCUUGCCGGAGAGCCGAAGCCCACCAGAUGGCCUCUUUACCCUCAGAAGCCGCUGGUUCUGGUCUGGAACGCCCCAACUGAAGACUGCAGGCCUCGACACAAAGUCCAUUUCCAGCUGGACCAGUUUCAGAUCGUGGCGUCUCCCAAUCAGGGCUUCACCAAGCAGAACCUCACCAUCUUCUACAAAGAGCGCCUGGGCUUGUAUCCACACUUUGAGCACGGCAUCCCCGUCAAUGGUGGACUGCCUCAGAGUGCCAGCCUCACGGACCACCGGGAGCAGAUGCCAGAGGGGAUUGAGAAGUACAUCCGUGACCCGUUCGCGCGAGGCCUGGCCGUCAUCGACUGGGAGGAAUGGCGUCCGCUGUGGAAUCGCAAUUGGGAGGCCAAAGCCAUAUACAAGACCGAGUCGCAGCGCUUGGUGGCCCUGAAAAACCCGAACUGGACUCCUUCCCAGGUAAAAAAAGUGGCCCAGCAGGAGUUCGAGAUGUCCAGCCGCAAAUUCAUGCUAGAGACGUUGCGUCUGGCCAAAAGCUUGCGUCCCAACCAGCUGUGGGGCUUCUACCUCUUUCCUGACUGUUACAACCACGACUAUCGCAACAGCCUGGAGAACUACACGGGCCGCUGCCCGGAUGUGGAGGUGGUCCGGAACGACAAGCUGGAAUGGCUGUGGACUGAAAGCACAGCCCUGUUUCCUUCAGUAUACAUGGGCUCUGUGUUGCGUUCAACAUCCUUUGGUCGCCAGUUUGUCCGAAACCGGGUGAAAGAGGGAAUGAGAUUGGCAUCGGUGGGGGAGGGACUGGCACGUCCUGUUUUUGUCUACAGCCGCCCUACGUAUGCCAACGAGCUGGAGUUGCUGACAGAGACUGAUUUGGUGUCCACCAUUGGAGAAAGUGUGGCCCUGGGAGCAGCUGGGAUCGUAUUUUGGGGCGAUUCCACUUAUGCCAGCAGCAACGCCAGUUGUUCCAGUUUAAACCAGUUCUUGCGGGGUCCACUGGGCCGAUACCUCCUCAACGUCUCCACAGCAGCCGAGCAGUGCAGUCGGCUCUUGUGUAGUUUCCACGGCCGGUGUCUGCGUAGACAUCAGGACACAGACACGUAUCUCCAUCUUGACCCACAGACACACACAAUAGUUGGCCAGGGCAGUGAACUGCACGUGGAGGGAGAAGUGAACGUGGAAAAGCGGCGGCGGAUGAGGGAGGACUUUCAGUGCCAGUGUUAUAGUGGGUAUCAGGGUGAGGGAUGUGACCUCGAAGACCCUCUUCAGCAGCGGGGACACGGGCGUGCACUAAAAGCAUUAUGGAUUUACCUUCUCAGUCCAUUGCUGCUUCAUUUACUGACCUGAACACACCUCAACUGUUUUCAUGCUCAUGAAAUGUUUGUGUCUCCGAAUGC
Messenger RNA from Pimephales promelas (fathead minnow), 1708 nucleotides. RefSeq names its product hyaluronidase 2a (gene hyal2a). The record is from RefSeq and is a predicted model, not a curated record. Gene Ontology annotation, biological process: hyaluronan catabolic process; carbohydrate metabolic process. Gene Ontology annotation, cellular component: cytoplasmic vesicle. Lineage: Eukaryota; Metazoa; Chordata; Actinopteri; Cypriniformes; Leuciscidae. Gene Ontology annotation, molecular function: hyalurononglucosaminidase activity; hyaluronoglucuronidase activity.